Messenger RNA from Spirometra erinaceieuropaei, 1914 nucleotides. The record is from the annotation of a GenBank genome assembly. NCBI's taxonomy places the organism in Eukaryota, Metazoa, Platyhelminthes, Cestoda, Diphyllobothriidea, Diphyllobothriidae.
AUGGAUGUCCGGAACCAUUCUGAGGUACACGUACUUGCUUAAUAAUUAAUCGUGAAGGUCGAAGCCUCGCUUAGUCGGGUUUUGGGAGAAUUCGGCAAAAUAGAUGUACUUGUAUAUUGUGCUGGAAUUUUUACAUACUCGCUCGUUAAGAACAAGUUUUUUGACUGCUGGAAGGAGAUGAUAGCAACCAACUGUCAGGCAAGUUAACCUUAACUCGCGACGCAUACGUUUAUAGGGCCUCAUAGACGUUGUUAGCAUUGUUUUGGCUGAUAUGCUCGAGAAGGAUUCUGCUGGCCACAUAAUUGUUGUGAGCUCAGAUGCUGGGCGUGCUCCUUUCCCAGGACUGUCUGUUUACACUGGCACGAAAUUUUUCACUGAGGGCUUUUUGCGGUCGCUAAGGCUCGAGUGCAAGGAGUCGAAAAUUCGGAUUACCUCGAUUCAGCCAGGAGGUGUUGCAACUCCAGGACAGCAGUGGACAACUGAUACCAUGGCAAGUUUUCCAACAUCUUUCAUUCCACUGAAGCCAUCUGUGACAUCUUUCGCCCACCAAUUAAAAUAUAUUUAGCAUACGAAUCCAGAAAUUAUCAUUUUCGUCUGGCACUGUUUACAGACGGUUUCUGACUUUGGCUCAGCUUUAUUUUAUUCGGUGAACUCUUUUCCUUUUACUCAGAGUAAGCGCAAUUUUAACCGAACUGGCCGCACUUUUUUAUUUAUUUGAUACUAGUAGGAAACUUGUAGUUCUGGAGACCACCUUCAUUCAAACCCUAAUUGUUGCGGAAAAUGGCGAUGUAAACUCGGUAUACAAAAAUGCAUAGUUAGCAACCACGGUAUUUACCAAGAUCCUCUCGGUUUACAAUAAUUAAACGUUUUCAAUACUCCUACCCGAUUCAUCUUUACUGUGUACUGUGAACUUCUUCGUGCCGUCCUUCAAAAGGUGCCCAUGUUUUGACUUCAGCCGAAAAUCUCCUGAAGAAACUUGUCCCUGUGGAAAUGUUCUUGUACCUCCCGCGCUUAAAAACAAGUCUAUGGAAUUGUGAAAUGUCACAACUGCCCACAGUUUGCGCAAUACUGAACUAUUUGAGAAAUUUUUGCCUCUAAAUAUCCAUAUCAAGCGAUCGUUUCGCAAAUUCUACUCUAUCUAUGCCCUUUAAAUGCUAAGAAUCUCCUUCGACACUGUUUGAUAAGUGGAGCCACAACCUAGACUACAAACUUUCGAACCAGAUGUCUGUUUUUCAAUAAUUCUGGCGUCAUUUAGUGAAAAGUCACAUGCAUGGAAUCUUAUUAAUUUCCGUAAUGGGGUUUGUGCCCAUGUCUUAUUGUCUUGAGUGUUGAAAUCACCGAUCAGUUAAUAAACGGAUUUCGAGAGUUAAGAACUGAGGAAGAGCGUAUGUACCAAGCAGUGUUUAACCUCGACAAUAAACCGCAGCAUAUGACGUCUCCGGCUGACAGAAAGGUAGGCUCCGAAUGCACUAUUGGACCCCUGCUUAUUUCCUUCCAUCUUUAGUACGAUCUUCUAUUAAUUAAGCUUUUCUAGCAGAGAUAUUAAGCGCCGACUACUUCAAAUUGAUAGGCUAUCAGCCUUAUAUUCUGCCCUCGAGUCUCUACAGAGCUCAUUAUUUGAAUUUACAAUUAUCCUCAUAAGGGCUUGCUCGCUGCUACUCAUCCACAGGCUUAUUUAAGCCUUUCGAUAUCCCCUCCCAUUUAUGAGGAUCGCAUUUUUGUCCUCUCUUUCAAACAAUGCAGGCCUCUGAGCUUUAUUCACCCCUAUGCCGACCACCUGCCGAAUCAGAGAAGGCGUUGGCCGCCAUGUUAAAACCAGCAGACAUAGCGAACGCCGUAAUCUACGCUCUGUCUCAGCCAGAAGGGGUGUCAAUCAACGAGAUUCUCGUACAACCCACCGGACAGCCGUGCUGA